This is a messenger RNA of Xenopus tropicalis (tropical clawed frog), 2173 nucleotides long. RefSeq names its product butyrophilin-like protein 10 gene 1 (gene btnl10). The coding region runs from base 108 to 812 and encodes 234 amino acids. The transcript is spliced from 6 exons. Gene Ontology annotation, cellular component: plasma membrane. Gene Ontology annotation, biological process: signal transduction; regulation of immune system process. NCBI's taxonomy places the organism in Eukaryota, Metazoa, Chordata, Amphibia, Anura, Pipidae. The record is from RefSeq and is a predicted model, not a curated record.
UGUGAGUGUCAGCAGUUGCUGGGCAGAAAAUGAAACACAGGUUACUGGCAGUUACUGGCAGUGAGAGAGGAAACGUCGGGCUCUGACCCCCCCCCCCGUGGGAGAAGAUGACGCUGAUCCGGGUGUGUGUGAUUGCCCUGUGUAUCCUGUACUCUCCAGCGCUUGGGGGUGAGUCAGUGAGAGUGGCCACCUACCUGUAUGGCUCCGCCCAGCUCCCAUGUGACUUUCCCUUUGUCACCGGCUCCCAGGAUGUGGUCGUGACGUGGCUGAAAGUGGCGGAUAUUGCCGGCGGCGCCGAGCAUCUGGUGGUGCACAGCUACAGGGAUGGGCGGGACCUCUCCGAGUAUCAGAACCCACUGUACAAAGGUCGGACUCACAGGCCCAAAGGGACAUUGGAUCUGAUCCUGACCAAUGUGACCACUGAUGAUGAGGGAACCUAUAUCUGCCAGGCAGCCAAUCAGAAGUCCAGAGGAUCCAAGGAAAUCCUGCUCUCCAUAGACAGGUUAAAUGCAGAAGAUCCGACCGUUACUGUUGUUUCCAUCGAUGGGGAGAAGAGGCUGAAGUGCGUGAGUUCGGGGGUGUACAGAGACCCCCGGGUUGAAUGGCACGACAGGGAAAUGACAGAUCUCUCCACCUAUGGAAGUCUCACCGUCACCGACGCGGGGGAUGGGAGGAAGGUGGUGGAGUCGGUGCUGAGUUUCCCGUAUGAGCCCAACCACCAUUACUUCUGCCACGUGAAGGAGGGGGGGCUGAAACGAUCCGCCAGGGCCGUGGAGUCAGAUAAAGCUGUCGAUGUUGAUGAUGAACUGUGAUCUCCGGCAGUGAGAAGUCUUACGUUUCCACCGGGAUUGUCAGCUUUUAGCUUCUUUAGUUUGGAUUGUGGUGUUAAUAUCAGUUAAAGGGGAAGUAAAGCUUAUAUUUUCCUACAAUCAUCACUUACAUUUAUAUCUGCAAACAGCCUACACACAGACCCUUAUUCAGCUUACAUGUCAUCAAGAAUUCGGGCUUACACAGGCAGAACUGCUUUGUUUGAGCUGAGCUCAGGAGAGAAGGUUAGGAGGAAAAGAUAGGAGUUGAUGGCUAGAGCUGAGUUUCUAUGGAAACAGCAAUGCCGUCUCUUCAUUGGCUGCUAGACUGGGGGGCGUGUUUGGUGACCUGAGCUGGGAAGAACUGAGCAUGCCCAGUAGCCAAGAGCCAAAGUCAAUUCCUGGGGGGUGAUUAAGGGGGUGCGGCAGCUUUACUAUGCAAUAGUAACAUACAAUGUUUUUUUGCAAUAACCAUACAGGAUGAAUAAGGGGAGUAAUAUUGUCCUUGAUUUUGAAGGGGAAGGAAAGGCUAAUAAAGAGUUAAUCCCAAGCUGCAGGCAUAUUUCUCCCAUUCAGAUGAUCUGAAGCCAAACAGGAAAAGAAAGUUCCCAUAAUGCCUCGCUCCUGUGAGGAAGCUUCCUGCUGAUUGGGUCAGAUCCACAUUCCUAAGGGGGGGGGGAGUCCUUAGCAUUAGCAGAGAGAGCAGAGAGCUGCGUGUCUCUGGCACAGGAAAACAAAGAGACAAGAAAUCCUGUGUUUCUUUUGACAGAGGACUCUCUGUGAGGGCUUAGGGCUGUAUUUCCAUUGACCUUUCUGAGUUUGUACCUUUCCUUCCCCUUUAAUCACGCAAGUUAUGUGCUGAAUAGGAGUGAAGGUAAUAAUACACACACGUUAUUUUGCUGUUGUUUGUUCAUUGGUUUGGCAGGCGCUAAAUAUCAGCCAAUGAAAGUUGUUGAUUUUGAAUUUCACAUAGUUUAAAGCUCACAGUUCCAAGUGGGCAAAUACUGCAAGUUGUGGGGUAUAAACACCAAUGAUCUUGUGUCUGUAGGUUACGGGAAUGUAGGGAAAGGGGGCUCUGUUCUCUCUUUCCAAUAGGGAUCGACUGAACCCCUGAGCCCACCCUGAUGGAUUCUGCAAAUGGCCGACUAUAUGGAUACGGGGUCCCGGGUUUGGCUGGGCUUGCUGUGGCCCCCGGGGGCCCCGUGUCGGCCAAACUGAAUGGGAUAAGAAAUCAUUUCUGUUGUAAUAAUAAAAUAAAGCUUUUUUAGAUAUAAACAAAAAUAACUGAUCCAUUGUGCUAAGGAGGUAAAAUGCUUGAGAACCUUUAGAAAUAAAUGUUAAUAAUAAUAAAAUAAUAAUAACCUGCU